AUAACCACCCUGUCAACCAACAAACUCUUCCAUCUUCCAGUCGCAUAUCUCACCCUUGUGUCUUUCUUGCUGGAACCGAAGCGUUUCAAUUUUAGAUCGUCAUCAUGGCACAGGAUCCCAGAGUGCUACUGCAGCAGGCAGACAAAUUAGUAUCAAGCGCCAGUGGUGGAUUCAGUUUCUUCGGAGGCCGGACAGAGAAAUUUGAAAAUGCAGCAGAUUUAUAUGUCCAGGCAGCCAAUGCGUUUCGAAUGCAGAAGCAGGGCAAGGAAGCUGGACUCGCGUUUGAACGAGCGGCGAGUAUCCAAACUGAGAAGCUCAAUGAGCCCGAUGAUGCCGCAAAUUCCAUGACCGAAGCAUUCAAAGCAUACCGAAAGUCUGAUCCCGAAGACGCUGCGCGGGUCCUAGAGCAGGCCAUCUCUCACUACACUUUGAAGGGCAACUUCAGAAGAGCGGCGACACAGAAACAGAAUCUUGCAGAACUUUACGAGGUUGAACUCGGAGACCAAAAACGAGCUAUGGAUGCCUACGAAACAGCUGCCGGUUGGUUCGAAGGCGACAAUGCGGAAGCACUCGCAAACAAGCUUUGGCUCAAGCUUGCAGAACUUGCGGCUCUCGAAGGCGACUACUACAAGGGCAUCGAGAACUUUGAAAAGGUGGCCAAGACAUCUGUCAAUAACAACCUCAUGAAGUAUUCGGUCAAGGAAUAUCUUCUGAAAGCAGGCAUCUGUCAUCUUGCUACAAAUGACAUGGUCGGUACUGGACGAGCGAUCGAAGGCUACCGUGAAUUGGACCAGACUUUUGCGUCUACGAGAGAGCAUCAACUUCUCGUAGACUUGGCAGAAGCGGUUGAACAAGGUGACCAAGAAGCCUUUUCUGAUAAGCUAUUUCAAUUUGACCAGCUGAGUAAGCUGGACAAGUGGAAGACGACGCUUUUGCUGCGUGUGAAGAAUAACAUUGAGGAAAAGGGAGAGGACUUUUCGUAAAUUUGGCGCUUUGAGAGCAUAUGAUUUUGGGAACAAUAACACAGUUUGAUCAUUAUACUAAUAGUUUAUGAAUGAGAUAUCAUCCUUACUAUCAUUUAACGGCU
This is a messenger RNA of Xylona heveae TC161, 1087 nucleotides long. Its product is annotated as vesicular-fusion protein Sec17. Gene Ontology annotation, molecular function: syntaxin binding; soluble NSF attachment protein activity. NCBI's taxonomy places the organism in Eukaryota, Fungi, Ascomycota, Xylonomycetes, Xylonales, Xylonaceae. Gene Ontology annotation, cellular component: SNARE complex; vacuolar membrane. The record is from RefSeq and is a predicted model, not a curated record. Bases 105 to 983 code for a protein of 292 amino acids. Gene Ontology annotation, biological process: intracellular protein transport; SNARE complex disassembly. The transcript is spliced from 5 exons.